Biomphalaria glabrata is the source of this 3015-nucleotide messenger RNA. RefSeq lists its product as uncharacterized. The transcript has 5 exons. Bases 182 to 1123 code for a protein of 313 amino acids. NCBI's taxonomy places the organism in Eukaryota, Metazoa, Mollusca, Gastropoda, Planorbidae. The record is from RefSeq and is a predicted model, not a curated record.
UAAUCACUUAGAUCUAGUGAUCAUAUUAGAUCUAUGAUCUAGAUCUAGAAUCUAGUCUGAAGACUCUAGUCUAUAUAACUUAGUGUUAUUCUAGAUCUACUCUAAUCUAGAUCAAAUGCCAAUCCCAAACUUUAUAUUAAAAAAAUUAACACAGAUACAAGUUUAUUGAAGUUAACUCAAAAUGUCAUCAAGAUCAAAGGCAACUACAUUCUUUAGAACAACAUUUUUAAACCAUUGGAAUGUGACCAAUAUCUCAUUAACAGAUACACCAUACUAUAGAGCUAAGUUUACAUUUCCUGGAUUGUCUCAUGAAAGUUUUGACAGAGAUGGAAAUCCAAAGAUUACAAGCCUCAUGAUGACUUCUGUCUUUGCUAGAGGAUUUAUCUUAAACAAACCACUCACUGACUCUGGAGACACAUUCUUGGACUGGAAGAUCAUUACAGAAGACAGGUUCACUUUUGUCUCCUCGACGCAUUUCAAAAUGUCCAAGCAGUUAUACAAUGCAGAUAUACCCAAAUGGCCCUUAGAUGUGGAUGUCUCACUGGCAUAUGUGGGCAACUCUUCUAUGGCCAGCAUAACAUCUUUCUACAAUUCUGGUGACACGUCCGAGCCAUUGUGGUCACAAGUCAACCAGGUGGUCUGUGUGGACAAGGUGUCUAGGAAGCCAAUACCCUUCCCAGAUUGGUAUAAGGACAAAUAUAAAGAAAAAUGUUGCAUGGAUAAAGGACUUAUAAUCAAACCAUUUCAAAGGCCUACUAAAACUUACUGCAUGCCAGUGGUUGUGAGAUGGUCUGAUACUGAUGGCUAUAAUCACACAAAUUUCGCCUCUUACGUUCACUGGGUUGUCAAUGCUAUCCAUGCUUCAUUGUCAGAGCAGUCAGCUGAGGUUGCUAAAGAUGAAUCAUCUAGUUCGGCAAUGCCAUUGAUCAGUAAAGAGAUAAUCACCAAUGGUCUGAAGGAUAUUCAAAUCUGUUACCUUAGCGAGAGCCUGGAGAACCAAUCACUUGAUGUCCACAUAUGGCAGCAAGAUCAGGAGAAUCAUAAAGUUUAUGCAGCUAUUGAAAGGGGAAAAGAUGAUAUAUGUCAAAUGCAAUUAGAGUAUUUUGACACAGCUGCUGAAUAAAAUAUAAAGAUGCCAGUAGAAUGUUUUUGAUAUUGAAAUUAUAUGUUGCAUCAAUUUACUGCUCUUAUGUAUAACUUAAGACACUAUUUUGAUGUAAGAAAACUAAAGAGAACUCAGCAUUUCAUCGGUACAUAGAAUUUUACAUAAUUCAUUAUAUUACGGAACUCUUAGUAGCUUGUUAUUGUUAGUUAAUUGCAUAAAUAUGUUUACACUUUAACUCUUUCUCUCCUAAUUGACGAUGCCAAUGUUGAUUUGACCCCCAUUAAACUAAAAGGAUUUUUGGAUUUAUAAACUUUAAUUUGUGUUGUGUAAAAAGAUCCUGCCUUCCCCUACAAUUCGAUACCAAAUAUAACAUUUUCUGAUAACAAACACAAAAAUUAUUGAACUUAAUCAUAACAGGAUAGUGAAAUACAAAUGAGCAAAAUGAAUUAUUACGGAGAGAAAGAGUUAAGAAUCAGAACUCAUCUUUUUCAAAAUGUAAAAUAUUUGGGAGUCUUGUGUAGUUUAUAUUCUAUUAUUGUGCACAAGUAAUAUUCUAGUCCCAUUAGUUAUAUGUAUAUCUGUGAUACUUGUUAUUGUUGUGGCAUUAUAAUUUAUAUGUCUCAGUGUUGUUUUUUCUUUAUCUCCUAUAUUUAUUGAAAUAGAAAAACUGUUAUUUAUGUACUUGACAACUUCAAAUAGCACAAGAUUUUAACAUGCAGCCAAUAUAAAACAAAGAACAGUAUUUUAUGUAAAGGCCAUUAAAAGAUACCUGAUUUUCUCCAUAUUGAUUUGAAAUUCUAAAUAAGCUAAAAUAAGUUUUUGAUCAAUGACUUUUUGAGGGGGAGGGGGGAGAGGAGGAAAUUGUCUUUUGUAACUUCAUUGGUAGCUAGAGUUUCAAGGAAGCUAAGCAAUUUCUGCAUUCUGAUUUACAGAAAUAAUUUCUCCUGGCGUCUUCCUUGCACACUACAUUGUGAUAAUACAAUACAGGUAGAACUAAAAAUGUGGGACAUAUUGUCCCUAAAGAUGUCACUGGCUGAUUCUAUAGAUAUUUAAAGCAUAUGUAACUAACAUUAUUUUAUUUGAGAUAGAAAAAAAAGCACACAUGUAGCACUUAUAUUUAGAAUGGUGUUGAUUCACUGGCUGUCUUCAGUGGCUAUGGCUCAUCUCUUAAAGCAUUUCUUGUUGUCACUAUAAAGCCAUACUUUCAAAAGGUGUUUUCAGACUUUGCCAUCUAUAAGGCAGAUUGCCUGGCAGAUGAUGUAAAGGUAAUCUGUUUCUGUGGUCCACAGUUAAUGAGGGUGUCAUGUGGUCAGCACAAUGACCAGCUGCCUUUACUUUUCCCCAACUAAGGUCAGGUACCCAUUAGAGCUGGGUGUACCAUGAGGCGCCCAAAGAUCCCGAGAUAAAAAAUUGCAGUUUUCACCAAGAUUUGAACUUGGGACCCUUCUUCUUCUAGCCAGCUUUUUGCUGCUGAGCUGUGAGCUCUUUUGCAGAACCUGGGACCCCUUGUUCAGCAAGCACUUUACCACUCAACCACCACACAUCCUAGGUGUUAACUAAUUUUUUUUAAAGAAUACAUUCUUUUUUAUGUAACCAGUAAGAAGAAAAAUAUAGUCAGAAAUGUUUGGUGUCUAUAUGCUCGUGUGCCAUUCAGACUGUGGUAUUUAAUGGUGUACAUUUUAUAUUGUACAUUCAACCAUCUGGCAUAUUUUUUAAAUUCUUUGUGUCCUAGGUUUAAGUCCAUUCACAGCUAGAUUUUCCUGUGGUUGUGUGGUUGUUAGUUCAGAAUGUUUGUGUCUUCAAUGAAUUAGAGAGAGAAAUGUACAAAAGCUUGCUAGAUGAUUGUUUUUUUUUACAUUCCUCUAUCCAGUUUCACUGAUGUUACAAUAAACAAAAGAAUCAAAAGGGAA